Rana temporaria (common frog) is the source of this 1490-nucleotide messenger RNA. RefSeq names its product zinc finger DHHC-type palmitoyltransferase 4 (gene ZDHHC4). Gene Ontology annotation, biological process: peptidyl-L-cysteine S-palmitoylation; protein targeting to membrane. The record is from RefSeq and is a predicted model, not a curated record. Bases 179 to 1156 code for a protein of 325 amino acids. The transcript has 7 exons. Gene Ontology annotation, molecular function: protein-cysteine S-palmitoyltransferase activity. Gene Ontology annotation, cellular component: Golgi apparatus; endoplasmic reticulum. Lineage: Eukaryota; Metazoa; Chordata; Amphibia; Anura; Ranidae.
AAUCCUUAGUAUCGGCGAUCGUCUCCAAAGCCUGAAUCGGCGCUCCACUUAGUCCCCUCUGCCUGGGUGUACUGUACUUCAUUACCUUGCAGAAGCUGCUCUCCUCUUCCGGGUGUAGGAAGAUGGCCGCGCCCAGCGGUGUAUAACAACACAGGUGGUUUGACAUAACAAUCUCAGAAUGGACUUCCUGUGGCUUUUCAUCCUCUAUGUGUCUGUUCUUGUUCUCUGUGUUUCUGCUUAUUGCUGCUUGUCAGGAAGAUCCAGGAGCAGACUGAACAGUGUGUUCUACAGAGCUGAAGAGGCACUUUCCAAUGUGUUACCAACAUGGCUGCACAGUCGUCUUACCAGCUGCUUCUAUACAAGAAGUUCAGCUUUUGUGGUUCUGCACUUGGUUCUGGAUGCAGCAGUGUUUGCGGAAUACACCUGGGAGGUGCUGGACUACAGCCUGGAGAUGGAACAACAUUGGAUGUUUGUCUUCCUGCCCUUUGCCUUAAUCACUGUGAAUCUCUAUUUCUUUUACAAAUGCUGCAAUUCUGAUCCAGGGACGGUGACAAAAAGCAACGAGGCGUUUAGCACUGAGAUGUACCAAUAUGACAACGUCAUGUUCCAUCAAGGGAGAAAAUGUCAGACGUGUCUCCUGAUGAAGCCAGCCAGAUCAAAGCACUGCGGUGUAUGCAACGUCUGCGUGCAGCGAUUUGAUCAUCACUGUGUGUGGGUAAACAACUGCAUCGGAGCCCAGAAUAUCAGAUACUUCUUCCUCUACCUCGUCAGUCUGUCUUUCACAGCUCUGUCAAUGGCUGGAGUCAUUGCAGGAUUCCUCCUGCAGGUGGUGCUGUUGUCACAUAUGAUGCAUGCAGCCUAUAAGGACAUGGAAGGCCACGAAGAGUUGGUUGGCAUCGUUUUCAUCAUUCAGCACCUCUUUCUGACCUUCCCGCGGAUUGUCUUCACCCUGGGAUUCCUGCUCAUCCUUGCUCUGAUACUUGGCGGCUACACCUGCUUUGUGUGUUACCUCUGCAUCACCAACCAGACCACCAACGAGUGGUACAAGGCCCGAGGGCUCAACUCCUCUUCAUCUGCUAGGACUUACUCCAGAGGCAUUAUGGGUAACCUGAAAGAAGUUUUCCAGCCUUAUACCAGUCAUAGAAAGAAGAGAUGAGACUGUCCUAGAGUGACUGCAGUGUUCAAAGGGCACCUGUCACACACAUUAUGUAGGAUGCUUGGUAUGAACCAGCACUCAGAUGAGUGCCACAAUGACAGUUCUAGUUCCUAGUCAAUGGAUGGGGCUAAAGUACUUGGCCUUCACACAACAUGGCUGCUACAGCUGGGGAAAUGGGAGCAUAAUAAUCUUCCUAAGGCUCCUUUAAUGCUUUAUAGCACUGACCAGCACCAAGAGCUUAUGCAUUAAAUGCCCACAGUGCAGCAUGAUAAAAAAAAUUACCGUAGGGAAAAAAAUGUUUAUAGCCAACUAUCAAUUGUACAGUUGAACCUCG